AGGAGGGCAUCAGGACACCUCUCCUCCCGAAAUUGACCUUUCUUUCGGCCACUCCUCGUGACUCUUUGUUGCAGCAGUGAGUAGCGGGCUUUUUUUUCAUUAUUGUUUUCUUUUUUUCUUCUUUUUUUUUGCCCUUGAACUGCUUCCUCUACUGUAAAAAAAAACAAAAAAACUGUGAAAGCUUCAGGUUUCUAAGACGAAUUUUUCCUGUCCCCCCCCAAAAAAAAGUAUCAAGGGUAACUAGUCGAGUAGUCCUCCCUCUUCAUAUCCCAAUAGUUUUCUACUUAACGGCUUUGUUUAUAGCAUUACACACUACAUAAGCUUUUGUUUGCUUCAUUUUUGUGAUGUUUCUCUAAAAAUAUAUCGCUACUCCUGAUUUAUGGCAUCCCUUGACGAGAGCGCUUACUUGCGUGCUGCUCCCCCCCGUUGAGCUUUUCUAACCUAUUAUAAAAAUAAUGGUAUCACAUGAAAACAAAGGAAAAGACAUUUUUUUCGUCCGUAAAACAUUUAUGAUAUCUCUUAUAGUCAUGAUUUUAUAUAUUUUUUUCUCCGUAACGAGGCGAAAAAAAAUCUUUGAGGUAUAAUUUUUUUUCAUGAAAAUUAUGAUACAUAGUCCAAAUGUUUUACGGACGAAUUGUAGCUAUGGGUAUAAAUAUUUUGUGGACCAGCAGUCAAAAGCAUACUACCGAAAAUAAAAGAGAAGUGUUUCAUAGAAUUAUGACGUUUUUCGAAAGAAAAUAAAUGUUCUCAAAAACCCUUCUUCCAAAUUUCAUUAAACAUUCAGAUUCUUAAAAUUUCAAUAUAACAAUGAUAGGUAUAGGCAAAACAUUCUGAGGGGGCUUCGUGGUGCAGUGGUUAGCACAUUCGGCUCACAAUCGAGAGAGCCCGGGUUCGAUUCCCGGGCGGAGUGGAAAAAAUUGGGAGGCUUUCCUACGCCCCUGCCCACCCAGCAGUGAAUGGGUACCAGGUAUUAAUCGGGGGUUGUGUCCCGUCUCCUGGGAUCUGUUCCCUUCUCCUAUAAUUCUUUUCCCCUCCUGUCUCUCUCCGGCAUAUGACCACAGAUGUUGCGCCGACUAAACGAAACUUUCCAACUUUUUGUCUGUGUAUAGCAAAGACAGUAUUAAUGCAGGCGACAGCUGACUGUGGAACUGAAUCGCCUUAUCAAUCCCUUUACCAGCAAGAGGACAAUGGGAGUAAUGAUGAGGGUGCUGCUGUGUGUGGUGUGCUGUUUGGUGAUGUUCUCUGAGUGUGAGGUCAUGAAAAGUGAGACUAGCAGAAGCAGAAAGGCAGUUAAGCAGGCGGCCGAUGUGGGAAGCUUGAAGGAUGAGGAAAGUCGGAAUCUGAUGGAAACUGAGAAACAUAAAGAAGAUAAGAUGGUGAAGGGGGAGCUCGGUAAAGGAAAGAUUAAGAAAGAGGACAAGGCAGAAUCAGCACCCAACAUUGUGCUUCUUCUGGCUGAUGACCUCGGUUACGGUGACCUCAGCUACUCGGGUCAUCCAACCACCAGGACGCCACACAUUGACAAACUGGCCCAGGAGAGUCGCUUUUUCACGCACCACUACGUCACCAGUCCAGUGUGUAGUCCCUCACGGGCCUCCCUCCUGACCGGCAGGAUGCAAGUACGCAGUGGGGUGUAUCCCUCGGUAUUUAAUCCUGAAAACCCCCUUGGUAUGUCUCGGAAUGAGACCACCAUUGCUGCUCUCCUGAAAACCAAGGGUUACCGCACCAUGAUUACGGGGAAGUGGCAUCUUGGGGUCGGCCGGAGUGGCGAGUACCUGCCCGCGCAUUUCGGCUUUGACCACUACCUGGGGCUGCCCUACUCUCAAGACCUGUGCCCCUGCCACACCUGCUUCCCGGGACCCGAGCCCUGCCAGGGCACCUGCUUUGAUGACCGAGUCUCCUGCCCUCUGUACAGCAACACUACCAUCAUUGAGCAGCCGGUUGACCUCCUUACCCUCACGCAGCGCCUCGUCGACGAUGCCACCGCCUUCAUCAGCGAGUCGGCCACCUCAAACGCACCCUUCUUCCUCUACUUCCCAUUCUUGCACGUCCACCAACCACAAUAUGCCUCUGAAAUGUUUGCCGGGACGAGCGACCGAGGCGUAAUAGGAGACGCCCUGGAGGAGAUGGACUGGGCCGUGGGUCAGGUGGUGGAGGCACUGCAAGAACACGACCUUCUUGACUCCACACUCAUCUGGUUCUCUUCUGACAAUGGUCCUAGUCUGUUUCAGCAGGAACGUGGAGGCUGUGCUGGGAUGCUGCGCUGCGGGAAGGGAACCACUUGGGAUGGAGGCGUGAGGACGCCUAUGUUUGUCCACUGGCCCCUGUACAUAACACCAGGUCGCAGCCAUGGCCUGGUGUCGGCACUUGACCUCCUGCCCACAGUGGCCUCCCUGGUGGGCCUCAACAUCUCUGCCCUCACCCUGGACGGCACAGACAUCUCCCCGCUACUCUGGGACCCCUUCGCCCCUAGUCCAAGGUACCAUAUGCCUAUCUACCCUGCGAACCCCACUCCGUCGAUUGGUCCCUUCGCGGUGACCAACGGGAUCUACAAGGCUCACUUCUACACCGAGGGUUCAUUACUUUCCGGUCCCGAUAACUACGACCAAAUGUGUCCUGAAACCCACCCGCUGACCCAGCAUGACCCGCCCCUGCUCUUCCACAUCCAACGUGACCCAGGCGAGCGGUAUGACCUCUCUGGCGACUCGCAGUACAGCGGCGUGAUAAGCGACCUGACAGCCUGGAGGGAGGAGCACAUGGAGACAAUGACCUGGAACGAUCCCCUAACAGAGACCAUCGACUUUUACGCUCAACCCUGCUGCACCUCCCCUUCCUGCACCCCCUUCCCUCAAUGCUGUGACUGUCCUACCACCUCCUUCUCCAGCCCUCUCGCAACUCCACACCCCAUCCGUGCGCCCCCUCAGUCUCACCCCAACCAUAUCUCCAGCUUCAUGUUACACUAAGGAUGGAUCGCUGCUGGUUCCAUGUCAAUUAAUAUGAUGCCAGGAAAUGUUAGUCAAGAUAAUGCAUAUUUAAAUCAUUGUGCUCAUUAGUAUGUUAUAAUCAGUUCAUUAGAUUGAAUUCGAUCGCUUCUGGCCUCUCGUUCUUUAUUCUUUUGUAGAAGCAGCGUCUAGUGAGCUCUUUUGUUGCUGGUUUUGUUGUUCUGCCCUUGAGCUGCCUCCCUUGCUAUAGAAAAAUAAGAAAAUAAUGUCAGAUGAUAUUUGUAAUCUAGUAUACUUCAAUCCACUGUAUAAUUAAGGAAUUGGACCAAAUUGAGGACAAAUGAAUAUUGGUUUACAAAUAACACUUGGCUUUAAUGAACUGAUUGCAACAUACUAUAAUGAGCACACAGAUCGAGGUAUACAUUAUCUGACACUUUCCUGGCAUCAUAAUAUAUACCAUUACUUAAAGCCUUUAGGUAGGUGCAUUGGGCAAAGACUCAUAUGAAUAGAAAAAAAUAUGGAAUGUUCAAAAAUAUAAAUUUUAAGCUAGCAUAUACUCAGCACAUAUACUCACAAAAAAAACUUUAUAUCUUAAUUGCCAAUGCGUACACAAGUUUAAGUCAUAUAUUACAUUUGCAACUAUUAUAAGCCCACCAAUAUUUCGGAGAGAGAUUUACAUAGAUUUACAUAGAAAAUCAGACCACACAGACCCCAUGGUCCAGACUUGGUGGUCUGUCCUUAAACCUAAGUGAUUUUACAUUAAUCAGAAGACUCCAAAACGUUGCAUUUCUACUCUAGUUGAUAUUAAGUUGAAGGAAGUGACGGUCGAGCUUAUUUUUGAAGGAGUCAAUCGUGUUACACUGGACC
Eriocheir sinensis (Chinese mitten crab) is the source of this 3809-nucleotide messenger RNA. Its product is annotated as arylsulfatase A-like. The record is from RefSeq and is a predicted model, not a curated record. Bases 1188 to 2963 code for a protein of 591 amino acids. NCBI's taxonomy places the organism in Eukaryota, Metazoa, Arthropoda, Malacostraca, Decapoda, Varunidae. The transcript is spliced from 11 exons. Gene Ontology annotation, molecular function: arylsulfatase activity.